Molecule: messenger RNA, 907 nt
Organism: Musa acuminata AAA Group (dessert banana)
Lineage: Eukaryota; Viridiplantae; Streptophyta; Magnoliopsida; Zingiberales; Musaceae
Product: ylmG homolog protein 2, chloroplastic
Exons: 3
Coding region: 27-782 (251 amino acids)
Biological process (GO): chloroplast fission
Cellular component (GO): membrane
Source: RefSeq, a predicted model, not a curated record
CCUCGACUCCAAACGAAGAAAGAAAGAUGGCUCCUUUGCCUCCCUCAACCGCCGCCGAGUCCUCGCAGGCUAGAGCCGCCCCCUUCACUGGACUCCUCUCCUCCGCCUUCCACCACCUUCCCUUCUCUUUUCCUCUCCUCCCGCCGAAGCUCUCCGGCCUCGACCAUGCGGCGACGGCCCACGUCGUGGGCCCCCAUUCCUCCCUCCUCUCCGCCGCCGAGCGCUGCGUUAAGACGUUGGCCGCCGCCCUCUCCGAGCAUCCAUUCUUCAAGCCCCUCCUAUCCACCCACUACGAGCUCCAAAGAUUCUGCCAGAUGCGUUUCAGAAGCCCUAGGUUCGUGAGUUUACCUUCUGGCCACAGCUUUGCAGCAAUAUUGCCGGGAGACUCAGUAGCUGGGCUGGUGGUGACCAAUGGCAUCAUCAACUUCUUGAACAUAUACAACACUCUGCUGAUAGUAAGGCUGGUGCUAACGUGGUUUCCCAACUCUCCUCCGGCCAUUGUCAGCCCUCUCAGCACUAUAUGUGAUCCCUAUCUCAACAUUUUCCGAGGGAUUAUCCCACCACUUGGUGGAACACUUGAUCUUUCCCCCAUCCUGGCUUUCCUUGUUCUCAACGCCUUUACUAGCACUGCUACUGCUCUUCCAGCUGAGCUUCCAGGCGCUAUAACAUCUCAGCGGAAUACUUGCAAACAACACUGGUCUUUUAGCCUUACCACGACACAAGAAAAGUGGCUGAGAAGGAUAAACAGCAAAAGAUCCAAGAACUCAGAUGAUGUCUGUUAGGUUAUGAUCCUACUACUCUUUGUUUGUAUGAGACCGCAUAACGUUCAAUGUCUGUAAAAAGUCUUUGUUCGUAUGCAUUAUUUUUCGUCUUAAUGAUUCAAUCUCAGUUUUUGCGCAUUAUCUCA